Molecule: messenger RNA, 1419 nt
Organism: Debaryomyces fabryi
Lineage: Eukaryota; Fungi; Ascomycota; Pichiomycetes; Serinales; Debaryomycetaceae
Gene: ALG1
Product: chitobiosyldiphosphodolichol beta-1,4 mannosyltransferase
Exons: 1
Coding region: 1-1419 (472 amino acids)
Cellular component (GO): endoplasmic reticulum
Molecular function (GO): mannosyltransferase activity
Source: RefSeq, a predicted model, not a curated record
AUGGAAGAGUUUCAAUUCAUUAAAUAUAAAGGUUUUGACCAUGUUUUCAAAUAUUCUGGUCCGUGGUUAUGGUGGUUGGUAGGAUUUUACCUUUGUCUUCCAGUGUUGGCUUACAUUUUAUUACCAUAUUUAACAUUGAGUGGCACUAUUUCAGGUAAAAGGAAGACCGUCUCUAUAUUUGUUUUGGGCGAUUUGGGACAUUCUCCAAGGAUGUGUUAUCAUGCAAGGUCGUUCUCCAGACUAGAUUACUAUGUUAACUUGUGUGGAUAUUUAGAAGAACAGCCACCAUUUGACAUUAUUGAUGACAUAAAUAUUGAUAUAUAUCCUAUUACUGUUACCAAAAAUACUACGAAUUUACCGUUUGUUUUGUUUGCUGCAAAGAAGAUGGUAGUUCAGUUUGUCCAAUUAUUGAAGUUAUUGCUGGAUUUUCGUGGUACAGACUAUAUUUUGAUUCAAAAUCCACCUUCAAUUCCAAUUCUUUUAAUUGUAUUGGCAUACAUAAAAGUAUUUAGUAGAAGAACGGAAUUAAUAAUUGAUUGGCAUAAUUUGAAUUACACUAUAUUGAACUUGAAGUUUCAGAAUUUAAAGCAUCCGUUGGUAAGAAUUUUAAAGAUCUAUGAAAGAGUUUUGGGGCAAUUUGCAGAUUAUAAUAUUACUGUUACUAAGCAAAUGAAAGAAUUUCUAAUAAAGGAGUUUAAUUUUACCAAGAAAAGGAUAAUUACCCUACAUGAUAGACCUGGAGAGCAAUUUAAGCCGUUGAAGGAGUUGUCCCUAACGAAGCAGGAUAUUUUAGAAUCUCAUGAUAUAUUUAAAGGUAUACAUAAUAUUUCUAAUUACAAAAUUUUGGUCAGUUCAACAUCAUUCACCCCUGAUGAAGACUUUAAUUUACUCUUGAAUGCACUAGACCAAUAUGAUAAAUCUUUGGUUGAAAGAAAAUUGCCGCCAAUUCUAAUCAUAAUUACGGGUAAGGGACCUUUAAAGAACCAAUUCUUGCAAAAGGUAAAGCAAUUGAACUUCCUGGAUAAUGUCAUUAUUAAAAAUGCAUGGCUUUCAUCAGAAGAUUACCCUUUGGUUUUAUCUGUAGCUGACCUAAGCAUUUCUCUACAUACAUCUUCUAGUGGUAUUGACUUGCCAAUGAAAAUUGUGGAUUUUUUUGGCUGUGGCAUUCCUGUUAUAACCUUAUAUUUUCCUGCCAUUGGAGAAUUAGUAAAACACGGAACGAAUGGAUUAAUUACUAAAUCAGAUAAGGAUUCGAGUGUAAAUGAAUCUCAGGAAAUUUAUAGAUUGUUAACCGAAGCAUUCACAAACGAAGACUUAUUAGAUAGAAUUAAACAAGGUGCAUUAAAAGAGAGCAAGCUCAGAUGGGAAGAGAAUUGGAAUGAUAAAUUAGGAAGGCUUUUUGAAUACGCGACUGAUUGA